Cloeon dipterum is the source of this 2221-nucleotide messenger RNA. RefSeq names its product Chitin and LDLR binding deacetylase 3 (gene ChLD3). The record is from RefSeq and is a predicted model, not a curated record. Gene Ontology annotation, molecular function: chitin binding; protein binding. Gene Ontology annotation, biological process: carbohydrate metabolic process. Gene Ontology annotation, cellular component: extracellular region. Lineage: Eukaryota; Metazoa; Arthropoda; Insecta; Ephemeroptera; Baetidae. Bases 82 to 1665 code for a protein of 527 amino acids. The transcript is spliced from 9 exons.
UCUUACUUCGCUGGUGGACGGACACGCAGGCGGAGGUUCACGCCGCUCAGUCAGUUUAGCUAAUCGCGCCGAGCCGACGAGAUGCAUGCCACGCUGCUUUCUCCGGCUUGCUACUUUAGCCUCUUCGUCUUACUAUUCGUCGCACACAACGUAAACUCGUUCGAAAUCACCAAAAUAAAGCGAGGUGUGGACUGCUUGGAGGAUGGCCGCUUCUAUCGAAAUCCUGAAAGAAAUAUGAACCAAGCAUGGACGAACCACGAGUGUUCCAAAUACUACCUGUGCCUAGACGAAGAGGUAUUCGAGUUUCGCUGCUCGGAAGGGCUAUUGUUCGACGUGACAAGACAAAUCUGCGACUUCCGGGCAAAAGUGUCCGACUGUGACUUGCACGCGGCCGAACCGAGACCACCAAAGCCGCUGCUCGAGGCGGCCGGCUGUGGCAACGGACUCCUCGGCUGUGCAGACGCCACCUGCCUUCCCAGAGACCUUUUCUGCGACGGCACAGUCGACUGCAUCGAUUCUUCUGACGAGGGAUGGUGCGACGUCGAGAACGAUCCAAACGCGGCUCCAGUGUGCAACACAGCCGCCUGUCGGUUACCAGAAUGCUUCUGCUCUCGCGACGGAACCAUUAUUCCGGGAUUCCUCGACCCAAAAGAAACUCCGCAGAUGCUGAUUAUCACCUUUGACGACGCUGUCAACCCAGACAACAUGUUCAUGUACACAGAUAUGCUGUUUCCGAAAAACAAGACCAAUCCGAACGGUUGCCCCUGGCGCGCAACUUUCUUCCUCUCGCACGAGUACACGCACUAUCAGCAGGUGCAGCAGCUGUGGAACCUUGGCCACGAGAUCGCCGUGCACUCGAUAACACACCGAGGCCCUGAGAAUUGGUGGUCGCGAAAUGCAACCAUCGAGGACUGGUUUGACGAAAUGGUGGGUCAGGCGAACGUGGUCAACAAAUUCGGCGGGGUCAGACUGGAGGAGGUGAGAGGUCUGCGUUCUCCCUUCCUCAGGUCUGGUGGAAACAGACAAUUCGCCAUGAUGCGCGAGUUCGGCUUUUUGUAUGACGCGUCACUCGUGGCGCCGAUCUCCGAUCCGCCCCUGUGGCCCUACACCCUCGACUACAGGAUCCCACACAGAUGCUCAGGAAACAAUCAAAACUGUCCUUCCAGGUCCUUCCCUGGGGUCUGGGAGAUGGUCAUAAACCAACUCCAGUAUGAGGGCUAUACAUGCGGCAUGGUGGACAGUUGCCCGCCAAACCUGAACGGCGAGGAUAUUUACAGAAUGCUGCGGCAUAACUUUUACAGACAUUACAAUACUAACAGGGCUCCGUUGGGACUCUAUUUCCACUCGACUUGGUUCAAAAAAGAAGAGUACCUUCAAGCUUUCCAGAGAUUUUUGAGUGAGGUGACUGCCCACCCUGAAGUGUGGGUGGUGACUAACAACCAAGCGAUUCAGUGGAUGAAGAAGCCAAGGCCUGUUUCUCAGCUUCUCAAUUUCGCCGAUUGGAAAUGCGACAGAAAAUUUGACCCGGAAGAAAUGGCGUGCAAUUUUCCAAAGAACUGCAGAUUACAGUCUCGCCCGCAUAAGUCUGAACGCUACCUCUACACGUGUGCUGAAUGCCCAAAGCAGUAUCCGUGGUUACGUAAUGAGUUUGGAGUAGACUUUUAAUUUUAGCCAAAAGCUGAAUGAAUGAGACUAGUUUCGUUAGCUCUUAUUUAAAAUUUGGUUGGCCACUAAGAGAUCAAAAUAAAACUAUUUAUUUUUAGCAUUGCGCACGAGUAGUUAUGUAACAAACAUUUGAUAGCAAUCUUUGACCUCAACCUCUUAGUCACCUUUGCUCUGUUAAUCAAAUGCAUGUAAUAAAAUCUGACCAUAUAUUGUGCAUAUCCCUUAAACCGUGAAAUACAUUUUUGAGGGUAAUGCUGCAAAUCGUUGCGAAACGUCUGGAAAAUAUAAGCGAUAUUCUGAGAUUGACCUUAUAAAUAUUACCAUAUCAGAGUAGAAGGGAGAUGGAAGUAGAGCACAAGCGCAGGAGAGAGGCAGAGGAAUAUUCAUUAAGAGUAUAGGGACUUGGUGGUAGGGGCCAAAGUAUUUCAGUAAAUUGAUUUUUAACUAUAUUUGUACCACGGAAUUUGCUAUUUGUGUGUGUAAGCGAUUGAUGCGACUUUUUUGGUUGUAAUAUUACAUGUUGUGAUUAAAUUAGGAAUACAUAGAUUCAUUUAAA